Colletes gigas is the source of this 929-nucleotide messenger RNA. Its product is annotated as gastrula zinc finger protein xFG20-1-like. The transcript is spliced from 3 exons. NCBI's taxonomy places the organism in Eukaryota, Metazoa, Arthropoda, Insecta, Hymenoptera, Colletidae. The record is from RefSeq and is a predicted model, not a curated record. Gene Ontology annotation, molecular function: DNA-binding transcription factor activity; RNA polymerase II cis-regulatory region sequence-specific DNA binding. Gene Ontology annotation, biological process: regulation of transcription by RNA polymerase II. Bases 1 to 903 code for a protein of 300 amino acids.
AUGAAAGGUCUUAAAGGGAUCACCGUUGUGUCUGAAAAAGAUUCAUGGAAUUGCUGCUCGAUAGCUGGUCUAUCAUCGUGUUGUCAGUAUUCCGAGUCACUUUCGGACGAGGGUUCGGAAGAAACUGAUUGCUGCAACGACAACAAUAACAUUUGUUCGUCACAUAUAAACGAAGUACAUUGCUGUGCUCUAGUCGGUCCUUCGAGUACGGAUCCCACAGAAUCAUGCACAGAUAAUUCAAAUGCUCGUAACCACGAUGGUUAUACACCGGUCGAAGCUGUUAAUUUAUGCAAAAAGGAGCAACAUGAAAAUGACAUAUCGAAUACUAACGAAGAGUGCGACGACAAACGCAGUGAUUCGCUGCUUUAUAAAUUUCUGACAGACCCGACGUUUCUCGGUAUGAUACGCAAGGAUACAAAAUUGAGAAGGUACGAGUGUCAGUUUUGCAAACAGGAAUUCGUUAAUAGCGACGAACUGGCCGAUCAUAUGGACGUGAAAAAAGACGCGUCAAAUCAGAUAGUUUGUUGCGCGUGCAACAAAACGUUUGCGUAUAAGCGGUAUCUGAAGUACCAUCAGAAAUGUCACUCCGAGAAGGCUAAAUAUAGUUGUACCAUCUGCAGAAAGAAAUAUACCAGGAUAGACAACUUAACCAGGCACAACACGGUCCACGUGAAUCCCAAUAAAUUCUGGUGCACGAUGUGCAAAAAGACCUUCACGCGGAAAGAUUGCUUGAACAACCAUCUGAAGAGUCACGACGUCGAUGAUCAAUUUUUUUGUAAAAUAUGCCAAAAAGAUUUCGAAGGCCCGUUUACGCUGGACCAUCAUAAGAGAACUGUUCAUUCGACCGCGGAGUCGAAUUCGGAAUCGCAGACAUACGUAGCCUCCGAGGAAAAGUUUAAUUAGAGCAAUUAACACGUUUCCUGUCCACU